UCUGGCGACUGGGAGGCCGCGCCGCCCCCUCCCCCCUCCGUCCUGCCGGAGCCGGUUCCGUUUAGCCAUUUGAGGACUUCGAGUUCCCGAGUUCUUCCCUGCUGACCUAGAGCCGUCCCUCUCCCCACCUCCUUGACAUUCGCGGAGACUUGGGAGACUAAUUCUAGAACUCCAGUUGCAUUUUUGUUGGAAUUUUUCUGGAGAAAUUGGACCUGGAUAUUGGAGGAUGUUUGUACCACGAUCUCUAAAAAUCAAGAGGAAUGCUAAUGAUGACAGCAAAAGUUGUGCAGCUAAGAAAACUAAACCAGAUGUGGAAGACCUUCGGCUGGAUGAAGGCAGAGAGCAUCCAACUGAUGCUUUAGUUGCAAAAGAAGCCACGACAUCUGACAGGAAUAGCGCAGAACCGUCCCCUUUCCCUGGUCCAGCUGGCCAGUUGGCUGAGGUUGGUUUGGUUGGACCCGAGCGGGACGCAAAGGAUAGUGAUCUUUCUGAAGAGCCUGUCAAGUCAUUUUCCAAAACACAGCGCUGGGCAGAACCUGGGGAACCUGUGUGUGUGGUCUGUGGUCGUUACGGAGAAUACAUCUGCAAUGAGACAGACGAAGACGUGUGUAGCUUGGAGUGUAAGGCCAAACAUCUUCUGCAAGUCAAGGAGAAGGAAGAGAGAUCAAAACUCAGCAAUCCGCAGGAAGCGGAUUCUGAGCCCAAGUCUCCACUUAAUGCUUUUUAUGUCUAUAAAGAGCACCCCUUUAUUCUGAACCUUCAGGAAGACCAGAUUGAAAACCUGAAACGGCAGCUAGGCAUCGUAGUUCAAGGGCAAGAUGUCACCAGACCUAUUAUUGACUUCGAGCAUUGCGGUUUCCCUGAAGCCUUAAAUCUCAACCUGAAGAAAUCAGGCUAUGAAGUUCCAACCCCCAUCCAGAUGCAGAUGAUUCCUGUGGGACUCCUGGGAAGAGACAUUCUGGCCAGUGCAGAUACCGGCUCAGGGAAAACAGCUGCUUUUCUUCUUCCUGUCAUCACCCGAGCUUUAUGUGAGAGCAAAACUCCAUCUGCACUCAUUCUUACGCCAACAAGAGAGUUAGCCAUUCAAAUAGAGAGCCAGGCUAAGGAAUUGAUGACUGGUCUGCCACGCAUGAAAACAGUACUUCUGGUAGGGGGCUUACCCCUACCCCCGCAGCUGUAUCGUCUGCGACAACAUGUUAAGGUUAUCAUUGCAACUCCUGGACGACUUCUGGAUAUAAUAAAACAGAGCUCUGUAGAACUCCGUGGUAUAAAAAUUGUAGUCAUAGAUGAAGCUGAUACCAUGUUAAAGAUGGGCUUUCAACAGCAAGUGCUUGACAUUUUGGAAAACGUUCCUAAUGAUUGUCAGACCAUUUUGGUUUCAGCUACAAUUCCAACCAGCAUAGAACAGCUAGGAAGCCAGCUUCUGCACAAUCCUGUGAGAAUUGUCACUGGGGAAAAGAACCUGCCUUGCCCCAGCGUGCGCCAGAUUGUUUUGUGGGUAGAAGAACCGGCCAAAAAGAAAAAAUUAUUUGAAAUCUUAAAUGAUAAGAAACUCUUCAAGCCUCCAGUGUUAGUAUUUGUGGACUGCAAGCUGGGAGCAGACCUGCUGAGCGAGGCAGUGCAGAAGAUCACGGGUCUAAAAAGUGUCUCCAUCCAUUCGGAGAAGUCACAGACAGAAAGGAAGAACAUUUUGAAGGGUUUACUUGACGGAGACUAUGAAGUUGUGGUGAGCACCGGAGUCCUGGGACGAGGCCUGGACUUGAUCAGUGUCAGGCUGGUGGUCAAUUUUGAUAUGCCUUCGAGUAUGGAUGAGUACGUGCAUCAGGUUGGAAGAGUGGGGAGAUUAGGUCAAAAUGGAACAGCGAUUACUUUCAUCAAUAACAAUUCAAAAAGACUCUUCUGGGAUAUUGCAAAAAGGGUAAAGCCCACAGGCUCCCUUCUUCCCCCACAGUUACUAAACUCCCCUUACCUUCAUGACCAGAAAAGAAAGGAACAACAGAAGGAUAAACAGACACAGAAUGAUCUGGUUACAGGAGCUAAUCUUAUGGACAUUAUCAGAAAACAUGAUAAAAGUAAUUCUCAGAAAUGAUUUGUUACGCCAUCGAACAAUUUUUUAUUGUGGGUGUUGUGCGUGAAAUUUCUGUAUGUUAUUACUGUAUGGUUUGAAUCAAUGGAUGUGUACAUGAAGCAAAAAAGUUGAACAUAAUUUAAAUUUUUUAAAUAGAACAUCAGAUUUAUACCACAAUAUUG
Molecule: messenger RNA, 2250 nt
Organism: Hyaena hyaena (striped hyena)
Lineage: Eukaryota; Metazoa; Chordata; Mammalia; Carnivora; Hyaenidae
Gene: DDX59
Product: DEAD-box helicase 59
Exons: 8
Coding region: 227-2089 (620 amino acids)
Molecular function (GO): RNA helicase activity; nucleic acid binding; ATP binding
Source: RefSeq, a predicted model, not a curated record